AUGCAAGGAUCUUCAAGAUCCUUAUACAAGGCACUUUCGUCUUUAUUCGAGAGUUCUGGAGGGGGAAAUGAUAAUUUAUCGUCGGAAGACACUUCAGAAUCAUUUAGAGCCAUAACACUUUAUCUUGAGAAACAUAAUACUUCCCAAAGUAUAAAACAAACAAGUAGUGUUCAUGAAGAGCUUUUGAGGCUAUAUACGAAAUACGUUCAAGAAUCUACUAAUAUUGAAUUAAAUAUCUUAUUUUUGGAGGUUUUACAACAAAUUGCGCCAGUUUUAGACAAAGAUGAUGUUCGAUUCUGGUUAAAGACCUAUUUGAGUCCUGCGGUAGAUAGUGCUGGAUUCGACUUGAAUUUCGUGAAAAAGGCAAGAGAGUACAUUAAAGCUUUGGCAAUAAAUUCCAUGCAAACUGAUGAUCCUAUUCUACAAGAAGAGCGGGAUGGUAUUGCAGUAAUGGUGAUGGAGUAUGUUUUGCAAAUAUAUUUAGGAGGACAUGAUAAGAACUACGAGAUCAUCAAUCUAUACCCAACGGAUGAAGAGAAGAAAUCACAGGUUUUCUGGGAAAGAAUAAGAUUUAUCAAACUAAAUUGUGAAGAUCUUCUCUACGAGUUUGCCUUAAAAAAAACCAUUGCAUAUUUUGAACUUCUCAAUAAAUACUUUUCAAAUCCUAAUGAGAGAAUCCAAAUCAUUACAUUAUUAUCGCAUGUGCUUGUAUCACACAACUCACAAUCAUACCAAAUUGUUAAUACUAAUUUCUAUUCAAGUCUAUUAAAAUGUUUAAUGUACGACUUUGAUAAGAGUUUGGUGCUAGUUGCCUUAUCGCUGUUGGUUCUUUUGAUCCCACAGAUUCAUCGCCAUGUCGCAGAUGCUUUGCCCGAUUAUUUUACAUUGUAUAUGAGAUUGGCGAGUUGGGAUUACUUAGACCAUACUUUGCCAAACCGUGUGGAGAACUAUUCUAAUUUUCUUAAAGAAGAAGGUAUUAAAUGGAAUCAGGCUCUCCCAGAACAAGAAUCCCAGGAUCAUCCACUUUUUCAAAACUCGAAAGUCGAAUUGGAUGUUCUGUAUCUCGUAACCUUACUAUAUGGGUUGUUUCCAAUAAAUUUCAUGAGAUUUUCAGAAUCUCCGCUUCAAUACUUAAUCAAUCAUAAACCAAAAUUUACUAAUUCCGAUUUUUUGGUUAAGCUUAGUCGUAUGUCGGAGGAUCUUGAUCCCCGGGAAGUAAGCUAUCCAAUGCUUGUACGAGAGAAGACAAACAGAUUCUUGAGAAGUUUCAUUUUGCAUCCCUCAAUUAUAAAAGGAAAAACUUCGAUUGAAAAUGAGCUAAAAAAUCCACUCGCAUGGUUACUUGAAGAAAGCAAUGGAGACUCACUCGGUAUAGAGAAAAUUUCUUUGGGUUGCUUAUCACUUAAUCCCAAUAUUAUGGUUAGCAUUCCUGAUUAUUUGACUGAUUUGAAUCUUGACACCAAAAUUUUGGGUCAUGAUAGUAAUCUCUCAGGCUUCGUCUUUAAUGGAGUCGGUGGCUCGAACGAAAAUUCGCAGCCCAGCUCACAGCAUGUAUCGAGGACUUCUUCCUUGGGGAGCCCCUUAAUGAGUUUUAAAGAUUCUUUCGUAAAAAGUUUGUUGCCGAAAGAAGUUCAAAACAUAAAUAGAAAACUAUCAGUCGUUCCAACUGAUUUAUAUCUUGAAAGCUCUGCACCUCGCCUGGAAAUCAAGUUUAAGGAAGUUGCGUUUGAUAAAGAACGGUUAAAAAAAGACGAUACAGGGCUAUUGAACAUCGACACUAAUAGCCAAUUGAAGGGCCCGGAUGCUUCUGCAACCUCAUCGCCUCAUUUAAUACCUUCAGCCUUAGGAUCAACUGAACAUCUCAAUGACUUGUUUCAAACUCAUGAAAAGUUGUAUGUCCCUUCCGUCAAAUUACGUGAGUCUGUGAACGACGCAGAUCAGACUUCAACCAGAACCUCGGUUUCGACUCAGGUUAAUGAAAAACAUAAAAGCGAAUUACAUAUACAGAAGCCCGUUUCUUCGCCUACUAUUUCGUUAGAAACCGCCGUGGUGCAUCAAAAUUCUUUAAAUUCUUCCUUGGGGAGCUCAAAUUCUAAUGCCAUUGCAAGUGCAAUGCAAUCGAAGGAAAUGAAAGGCUCUGAGAUUGAUUUCUAUCAACGUGAGUUGCUAUUAAUGAAAAACGAACUAGAAUUCAGAAGUUACUUGAAACAUUUGAAUAAGUUUAAUUACCUCACAGCAAAAAUAAAGCUUAAUAGGCUUGCAAAGGAGAAGGAAUUACACGAAUUUAACGAGAUGAAAUCCAACUAUGUAUCAAAGAAAGAAUAUGAUUCUGUUGUCGAGUCUUUAAGAUUGGUUGAGCUCGAACAUGAUCAAAAGCUUUCGAGCAUGCAUGACAAGGACGAAUUAGUCCUUGAUAAGCUAAGACAAGUUCUAAUUGAGAAGCAAAAAAUCUCUUCACAACUAGAGCUCAAGAAUACUGAACUACAGUCCAAGGUUUCGGAUUUGAAUUACCUCAACAAAAUGUUAUCAGAAAGGGAUUUCGAAAUUAAUCAGUUGAAAACCAAAGCAGCUAUGUUCGAGAAUACUAACAGACUGUCUACUACAAAGCCAACUGAUAAUACUAGUUCAAAUUUGCUGGCUUCUGAAAACUCCACUCAACAAAUCAGGUGUGAAGAGGGCCCCAACGCGGAAGAACAGGCGAUGCAUAGCAUGAAAAAUGAAAUAUUGAUCUUAACUGAGUGCAACCUGGAUCUUUCGAAAGAUCUUACCGAAUCGCGUGCAUUAUUAGACUCGUCUAUAAAGUCGUAUGAAUCAAAAAUUGAUGUCCUAAGACAGGAGCUUGGUGAGAGGGCUAAGGCUCUAACUUUGAAUUACGAACAAAGGAUUCAAGAACUAACUGCCACCGUUCGCAAGUAUGAAGGAUUUUUGGAAGAAAAGAAUGCUAGAAUUGUCCAGAUUUCUAUGUCUCAGCCUGUAGCAAUUCCAACUCCGACGCCACUUCUUAGUAUCCAUAGCAAUGGGAACAGCAAUGAGAAUUCCAACAAUAACAGCAGUAAUAACAAUAAUAAUUACAACAAUCGGCUCAACACCUCAAUGUCAUCUUCUCGGAGCUCAAGCCUUUCUCCAAGUAAUGUUACUAGCCCAAAGCAGCAGCAUACAAGCCCUUAUCUUCAGUCACCGCCUCCCCAGAGACCUUCCAUUCCGCCCAAUACUCAGCCUAUUAUCAAAGGAAGAGGUGGUUAUCAAAAGAGAUCAAAGAAAUUUAUGUAA
This is a messenger RNA of Priceomyces carsonii, 3270 nucleotides long. RefSeq lists its product as uncharacterized. Gene Ontology annotation, biological process: negative regulation of TOR signaling; regulation of cell cycle. The transcript has a single exon. The coding region runs from base 1 to 3270 and encodes 1089 amino acids. Gene Ontology annotation, cellular component: TSC1-TSC2 complex. NCBI's taxonomy places the organism in Eukaryota, Fungi, Ascomycota, Pichiomycetes, Serinales, Debaryomycetaceae. The record is from RefSeq and is a predicted model, not a curated record.